GCAGAACCACCCCGGGGCCGGGCCUGCCCCACGUCCGCCCCGGGGACAAGGUCCGGCGGCGGGGACAGCGGGACGGGCAGCAGCCAGACGGCUCCCCCGGGGACGCGUGGGACGAGAGCAGCUCAGCCUCCCAAGAUGGUUCUGCUGGAGACUGGAAAACACUGGCAGGGCUCUGUCCUCGGCAGCGUGAAUCCCGACAUCGCCAGUGAGAGGCAAACAGCCUCCUUCAGCGUGGAGAAGCUCACAGCCCGGCUGGACGGCAGCGUGGAGCAAACUCGGAUGCGGAGGGCGGUGGCUGAAGCCAUCGAAUGUGACCCUGAAUUUAGCAGAGAAAAUCAGUAUUUCCAGAGCCAGAAUGAGAGGUAUGAAGCAGCAGUCAGAAAAGGUGUUCACCUCCAGAAAAAGAUGCGUGAGAUGGGAUGGGCUGAGGAUGGACCUGAAUAUAAGUACAUUUACAGGGCCCUGUCAGGAGACGUCGCAUUUCUCCUUCACCGCAUCUUCAUGAGAAGUAUUUCAGUGCUGGGCUCUGAGAAACAGGUCACCAAGUGGAUUCCUCUCGCCAGCCAGUACCGGCUGAUCGGAAGCUACGCCCAGACCGAGCUGGGGCACGGAACUUAUCUUCAGGGUUUGGAAACAACAGCAGUCUUUGACAGCAGUACACAGGAGUUUAUACUGAACACACCAAAGAUCUCUGCUAUGAAGUGGUGGCCUGGAGACAUGGGAAGGUCAGCAACCCACACAGUGGCCUUUGCUCAGCUGUACAUCCAUGGGAAGUGCUAUGGUGUGCAUCCCUUCAUCGUGCAGAUACGCAGCCUUCAGGACCAUUCCCUCUGCCCAGGCAUAACUGCAGGAGACAUUGGUCCCAAAAUGAAUUUCGAGCACACUGACAAUGGCUACCUCAUGCUGCAGAACGUGCGAGUCCCCAGGGAGAACAUGCUGAACAAGUUUUGUGAGGUCCGGCCAGAUGGCACCUACCUUAGGAGGGGGUCCCAGCAGAUCAAUUACUUCACCAUGACGACCGUGCGCAUCUCCCUCAUUUCAGACGAGGUGGUCACCCCCCUGAUGAAGGCCUGCACCAUCGCCAUCCGCUACUCCGUGGUUCGCCGCCAGUCCAAGCUCCAGCCUGGGGAACAAGAAGCAAAAAUCCUUGACUACCAGACUCAGCAAGAGAAGCUGCUGCCCCAGCUGGCAACAGCCUAUGCCUUUCAUUUCAUCAACGACUACCUGCAGGAGCUGUUCAACAGGGCUUACAGGGACAUCCAGAGGAAGAACUUUGACACACUGCCAGAGCUCCAUGCAUCAUCUUCAGGCUUCAAAGCCCUGGUUACUCAGCACUGCACUUCAGGAGUGGAGAUCUGUCUUCGGGCAUGUGGGGGACAUGGUUACUCCUUGCUGAGUGGGCUACCUUCCCUGUAUACUAAAAUACUUGCCUCUUGUAUUUAUGAAGGGGAAAACACCAUUUUGCUCCUGCAAACUGCCAGGUUCCUGAUUAAGAGCUUCAUGGCAGCCAGCUCUGGCCAGCCUGUUCCACCAUCUGUCACUUAUCUGGCUGCAGUGAAACCCAGGAAGUGUCCAGCCAAGAACAAGUUGGAUUUUCUCAGCCCAGAUAUUUACACUGAGGCCUAUGAGCACACGGCAGUCAGACUCAUAAGCAGCACAGCAGCUAAACUACAGGACUUGAUUCAGUCUGGAGUCAAAAAGCACGAUGCAUGGAACCAGUGCACUGUGCAGCUGGCACAGGCUGCAAAGGCUCACUGCCACUACAUCACAGUGAAAAACUUUGCAGAGACUGUGGAGAGACUCGAGACCAAGGCUGGCAUCCAGAAGAUUAUGAAACAUCUUUGUGACCUCUUUGCAUUACACGGGAUCUUCUCGAAUGCAGGCGUCUUCUUGCAUGAUGGAUACCUGUCUGGAGCUCAAAUGGACAUGGUCACAGCAUCAUACCUGGACCUCCUGCCUGUCAUCCGGAAGGAUGCUGUUCCACUGGUGGAUGCUUUUGACUUCUCAGAUAAGAGCCUGAAUUCUGCACUUGGCAGUUAUGAUGGGCAGGUUUACCAACGGUUCUAUGAGUGGGCCCAGAAGUCACCCACCAACACACAGAUGAACCCAGCCUAUGAGAAGUAUUUGAAGCCACUUCUUCACAACACGUUAUCAAAACUAUGAAGAGCGUGAUCUAAGUGAAGGCCCCACAUUUCCUCCUGUUCUUUGUGCAGCAGCACACUUAGGAAGCAGCAGGAAUGACUAAUCAGAAUUAACAACCACUUGCAACAAGUACAAAACAAGAUUCUUAGCCAGCCAUUUGCAUUUAACCAGACAGAAGCCAAACAAGCUGAGUGGUACCCACUGCUACAAGGCAACCUAGUCAGAACUGGCCUGGGGUUUGCUGUUUUCUAACCUGAAGUGUUCUAAGAGCAUCAAACUGAUGCCAUUUGCCUUUAUUCUUUUUUUAAAUCCACUAUAUGACAAUUAAGGACAAAAACCCCACAUUACAAGCUCCCCUCAGGGUGUUAUAACCAUACAGUGCCUUAAAAAAAAAAAAAAAACACACAAAAAAACCCCCCACACACCACAGAACACAAAACAGACGACCAGACAACUUGAAUAAAAAUCCCAAGGUUAUGUAAAAUUAUGGUCCUUGGUUUCCAGGGAUAACUUUCUCUCUUAGAUCAAGUAUAGUAGAAGGUGAAUCUGUUUGGACAAUUAGAAUAGCUCUUAACUUGCCCAGCAGUGGAGUGUUCCCGGCUGAUGAAGAUUCAGACUAAGCUGAUGUCAGCUCUUGUCUGUAGAAUUUACUUUCCCAUUAAUAGAGCUGCUCAUAUUGUCUUUCUAUAAAUCUCAGGCUCCAAUAAAGUGUAUUAUUUGGAA
Apus apus (common swift) is the source of this 2865-nucleotide messenger RNA. It is a transcript of the gene ACOX2, whose product is annotated as acyl-CoA oxidase 2. Gene Ontology annotation, biological process: fatty acid beta-oxidation using acyl-CoA oxidase; lipid homeostasis; very long-chain fatty acid metabolic process. NCBI's taxonomy places the organism in Eukaryota, Metazoa, Chordata, Aves, Apodiformes, Apodidae. Gene Ontology annotation, molecular function: fatty acid binding; FAD binding. The coding region runs from base 136 to 2163 and encodes 675 amino acids. The transcript is spliced from 15 exons. The record is from RefSeq and is a predicted model, not a curated record. Gene Ontology annotation, cellular component: peroxisome.